Molecule: messenger RNA, 665 nt
Organism: Micromonas commoda
Lineage: Eukaryota; Viridiplantae; Chlorophyta; Mamiellophyceae; Mamiellales; Mamiellaceae
Exons: 1
Coding region: 135-611 (158 amino acids)
Source: RefSeq, a predicted model, not a curated record
CGCUGGUGCCAACAUCGAACGGUGCAGCUGGUGGCUCGGGAAUCGUGAUACUCAGAUAUCUGUCGCCGCCGCCAGCACCGUUUCGUACCGUCAACGGGAGGAUGUUGGUCCAAGACCAAGACGGCUGGCUCCUGAUGGCGGCGUACAAUCACCAGGCGGGCACCAACCCAGAUUUGGUGGAGGGCACGACUCCGUCGUCGGCGACGGAGGGGUUCUCUCACAUCUGGCCCGGCACGCACCUCGGACUGACCGCCUCGGACAUCGCCGAGGUUCGGUUCUAUUGCCACACCAGCAAUCACAACCGCGUGAUGCACUUCUCGGUGAACAACGACUGGAUCAAGACGGCCAUCUUGACCGGAAGCGUUUCGGGUAACUCUGUAUCGUACUGGACGUCGGGCACCACGAAGCUCGCUGGGCACACGGCGAAGCUCCCGGAUUCCACAACUCAUGUCCAAUCCAGUUCUGGUUUUGGCUUGUUGGAUGUUCCAUUCUACGAAUGGGGUGCUGGUCAUUGGAGGUUGCGGGAUAAUACCGGAGGGCAAAACUGGGAAUGCGACGAUUAUUCCGCUGGGACCACCUCGCAUCAGGUCUGGAUCAAGCUGGCGGAGUAGGCCUAUGCCGCACCGCUCUGUAGCCAUUUGUAAUUUAUAAACGCCCGUCCGCGG